This is a messenger RNA of Arabidopsis lyrata subsp. lyrata, 1366 nucleotides long. RefSeq names its product phosphatidylcholine:diacylglycerol cholinephosphotransferase 1. The record is from RefSeq and is a predicted model, not a curated record. The transcript is spliced from 3 exons. The coding region runs from base 301 to 1206 and encodes 301 amino acids. Gene Ontology annotation, molecular function: diacylglycerol cholinephosphotransferase activity. NCBI's taxonomy places the organism in Eukaryota, Viridiplantae, Streptophyta, Magnoliopsida, Brassicales, Brassicaceae.
AUAUAGUUUAGAGAAUCUCAUACUUCUCUCUCCCUUUAUGUCGUCGAAAAAUAUCAUACUUAACAUAUAAAAAGAACAACAUGUCGGUACACAAAAGCAAAGCCCACCAAAGAGAGAAAAGAAAACAAGACUUAACCAUAACAAUAAAUUAAAUGUCGCUCUCAAAACUCAUAUUAUUCAUCGUUUUCAUAUGAAUUUUCUAACCCAAACAAUUUUCCCUCGAAGUCUCCGCCUUGUAUCUCUUAUAUAACACAUCUCCCUAAACUCCGAAAAUGUCCCUCUCCGUUAACUCUAACGGCCAUGACAGCCGCCGCAACUGAAACCGACGUCUCACUCCGUCGCAGAUCUAACUCUCUUAACGGAAACCACACUAACGGCGUCGCCAUUGACGGAACCCUAGACAACAACAAUCGUCGCAUCGGAGAUACAAACACUCAAAUGGAGAUCACUGCUAAGAAAACUGACAACGGCUACGCCAACGGUGUCGGAGGAGGAGGAUGGAGAAGCAAAGCGUCGUUCAUGACGUGGACGGCGCGUGACGUCGUGUACGUGGCGAGAUACCAUUGGAUACCGUGCAUGUUCGCGGCCGGACUUUUGUUCUUCAUGGGCGUGGAGUACACGCUUCAGAUGAUUCCCGCGAGAUCUGAGCCGUUCGAUCUUGGAUUUGUGGCCACGCGCUCUUUGAAUCGCGUCUUAGCAUCUUCACCGGAUCUUAACACUGUUUUAGCCGCACUAAACACGGUGUUCGUAGGGAUGCAAACAACGUAUAUUGUAUGGACAUGGUUAGUGGAAGGACGAGCAAGAGCCACCAUCUCGGCUUUAUUCAUGUUCACGUGUCGCGGCAUUCUCGGUUACUCUACUCAGCUUCCUCUCCCUCAGGAUUUUCUAGGAUCAGGAGUUGAUUUUCCGGUAGGAAACGUCUCUUUCUUCCUCUUCUUCUCUGGCCAUGUUGCCGGCUCGAUGAUCGCAUCGUUGGACAUGAGAAGAAUGCAGAGGUUGAGACUUGCAAUGGUCUUUGACAUCCUCAAUGUAUUACAGUCGAUCAGGCUGCUCGGUACAAGAGGACAUUACACGAUCGAUCUGGCGGUUGGAGUUGGCGCUGGGAUUCUCUUUGACUCAUUGGCCGGGAAGUACGAAGAGAUGAUGAGCAAGAGGCAUUUAGGCACUGGUUUUAGUUUGAUUUCGAAAGACUCUUUAGUCAAUUAAAUUUGUUUUCUAUCAGAAUGUUUAGUUGAGUUGAAUCUAGCGUAAUGAAUUAUUUUGUUUUUCUUUGAAAUGGUUCUACUUGACUACCGUUACUUGAACCUAACCAAGUGUGAUCAAUCUUAUGUUAAGAGGUUGUAAUUUAAUUAGUCUAUUUGAAAUU